AUGAUACUCAAGAAAAACCACAAGAAAUGGGUAGCUCCUGAAAAUAAAGAUUCUUAUAAGGAAUGUACAGCCUCAAAUCUAAAUUAUGAAAAUACUACUACGAUAGACGAAAUAUACGAAAACAUCAAAGAGGCCACUCAAACGGCUAUCGAAAAAUUUUGUCCCAAAAAAGUAAAAGAACAAAAACUGAAUCAAAGAACAAAACUUUUAAUGAAACAGAGAAGAGAUAUGGAGGACAAGAGUACACAAGAAUAUAGAACUUUAAACAGAGAGAUAUCCAAAGAAAUCAGAAAGCAUAGGAGGCAACAGGAUACGGAAAAAAUUAGGAACGUCAUAGAGAAGAAUCAAAGUUUGAAGGUAAUGAGAAAUAGUACAAUGGGAAGAAAAGAAAUACAAAAGAUCAAAGAUAUGCACGGCAACAUAGUAACACACAAACAGGAAAUCCUACACUCUACUAAACUUUUCUAUCAAGAACUUUACACAUCAAAACAGCAGGGGAUCAAAACCGACAUCCGAAAGGUAAUAAAUCAGGGGUCGGAAGAAAUUCCAGAAAUAAUCGAGGAAGAAAUUAUCAGUGCCCUUAUAGAUAUGAAAAACAAUAGAGCUGCCGGCGACGAUGGGCUGGUAAUAGAGUCAAUCAAAGAAGGAGGACCAGAAAUCAUCAAAGCUUUAAAUGUCCUAUUUAAUAAAUGCAUUGAAGAAGAAAUAACCCCAUCACAGUGGAACAACGCAACCAUCAUUAUUGUACACAAGAAAGGUGACGUUACAGACCUUAAAAACUAUAGGCCCAUCAGCCUUCUUAUCCACGUAUACAAAUUAUUUACUAAAAUACUAACCAAGCGUUUGACAAAUAAAAUAGACAUUUUUCUUUCGAGCGAACAAGCAGGUUUCCGAUCAGGUUACGGAACAAAUUACCAUCUUCUGACAGUCAAGGUCCUUAUCGAGAAAUGCAUUGAGUAUAAUAGACCACUAAUGCUUGUCUUCGUGGAUUUCGAGAAGGCCUUCGAUUCGGUAGACCAGUGGAAGCUUCUAGAGACACUAAGUGAGAGUCGCAUCGAUCAUCGAUACUCCUCAAUCAUAAGACAUAGAUAUGAUAAUGUCACGACAAACGUCAGAAUAUCGACAAAUCAAUGCACAGACAAAUUCAAUAUCGAUCGAGGGAAUGCCACUCUAUCUAAAGAACAUUCCAGUAAUGUGUACUACCAGUCAUGGCCUAUGCAUUGGACACUUAAAACGGACAUCAUAAGGAAACUGCAGGUAGCACAACACUUAAUGGAACGAAAUAUGUUGGGAACUGGGGAUAACCAAGAGAGACCGUAA
This is a messenger RNA of Sitophilus oryzae (rice weevil), 1320 nucleotides long. RefSeq lists its product as uncharacterized. The record is from RefSeq and is a predicted model, not a curated record. The transcript is spliced from 2 exons. Bases 1 to 1320 code for a protein of 439 amino acids. NCBI's taxonomy places the organism in Eukaryota, Metazoa, Arthropoda, Insecta, Coleoptera, Curculionidae.